Molecule: messenger RNA, 1715 nt
Organism: Culex pipiens pallens (northern house mosquito)
Lineage: Eukaryota; Metazoa; Arthropoda; Insecta; Diptera; Culicidae
Product: leucine-rich repeat-containing protein 4C-like
Exons: 2
Coding region: 126-1640 (504 amino acids)
Molecular function (GO): protein binding
Source: RefSeq, a predicted model, not a curated record
CUCCCAAGCGGCAGUUAUCGCUGGGAAUUCCCCGCCGAGUCUCACAAGAUCUCCGGCUCGGGAAGUUGCGAUCAUUGCAGGCUUAAGUUUAAUGGAAGAAGGUUCGUUUUCUAGACGGUGGAACCAUGGGAACAAAGUUGGUGCUGGGAUUGUGGAGUUUACUGUGCGUUGUAUCAUUAGCUUCGUCCAAAGCGGUUGUCAGCUGCAAAGAUAAAGGAAUUUGCAGAGACCUCAGGAUUAUCACCUCGAACAGUAAUGAGAUUCCUUCUGGAUUGACGCAGUACCGGCAGUUGGCAGAAUCGAUUGACCUGCAUGGAAAUUUGAUGGAAAGGUUUUUCGGUCAAGAUGUUGGAACCGCUAGUCACUUAAAAGCACUAAAUCUGUCUUACAAUCUACUGAAAGAUGAUCCGAGAGGAAUUGGUAACACAGUCCAAGAGAUUGAUUUGACUUAUAAUCAGUUGAGAUAUGUAACGGUGCCAAGAGGUGUCAAGAAAUUUGUUGCGGUGCGAAACAAACUUUCUCGAGUGACAUUUGACGGCUCCGAUGUCGAAGAGCUGAAUCUUUCCAAGAAUCAAUUGGAUGGGGUUCCCGACUUAAAAAGGCAAUCUAGGAUGGUAGCUCUCGAUCUAUCGUGCAAUGAAAUAAGUGAAAUCAAUUUCGAUGAUUUACCUUGGUCUCUAAGUUACUUAAACUUGGCCAACAACCGUAUUUUUCAAACAUCUGGAGGCAGAGCUUUAAACAGUUUGCAAUAUCUAGAUUUGUCCAGCAAUAUACUUACCAUAGUAGACGAAUCAUUUAAUGCUAUACCAAACGUCCAACAGCUUUAUCUAAAAAAUAAUGAAAUUGUAAUGUUUGAAAAAUCGUUGAUAUUCAACGGUUUAGGAACAAUUGAUCUUGUAUCAAACGAUUUGGACUGCAAUUCUGUAAACGAUUUUUUGAAAAAACAUUCUCGAGCGAAAUUAGUAGCAGACGAGCGUAAUUGUAAGGCCGAUACGAGGUAUAACCUAUGCUGCAUACAAUCAUCAGCACCUUACGCCGAUCGCGUGAUUCGGUACAACAAACGUCAACACGAGGCCCUGCAAAACUCUUCAAUGCAUCAACAACACGGUCCCAACUGUGCCAACUACAAGCCAAGCCCGUGCGACGGAGACGACAACAAGGUGUACGAGGUUGCCAACGCGGCCGCCUACGAUAUUCAAUCUUUGGUUGCGCAGGAUAAGGAAGCCCUGCAAGGUAUCCUCAAUCAGCAAAUAAAGCUGCUCGAAACCAAACAAACUGAAAAGGCUCAAAUCGACAACGAAAACAAUCAACUGCAAACAACGCUGAACGAUUUGACCAGUUACAUUGGAAAAUUAUACCAAGACGAUGGGUUUAAAGUUCCAGCAAAUCCGGCGGAGCAGCUGAAACAGAUUUUCACGAAACGUGAUGGUGACAAUAAGGCUACACUUGAGCAGGUCAACGAAGAGGAACGGAAGCUGCAAAACCUGCAAACCGACAUUGCCAGAAUCGAGGAAGAGCUGCAAGAUUUGGGUGAUCGGAAGAAAAGACUGCUGGGUGACAUCGAUGCGCGUAACGCUACGGUAGUUGAGCACGAGAAAAAAAUUAAGGAGUUGCAGGAAAAAAUUGACAAGCGAGGUUAAAUGUACACGGUCCAUGUGUUAGUGAAUUUAAAGCACUCAUAUUUUAAUAAAUUUUGUAUUUCCGUUUCAUGAAAA